AUGCAGCUCACGUCGCUCCAAACCAUCUUUCUCCUCAUCCCUUGUGUGCUUUGUGCGACCUACUAUGUCGCACCCACUGGCUCAGAUACUGCCUCAGGAACGCUUGCUGCACCCUACAAGUCUAUCCAGGUCGCCGUUGACAAGGCCGUGGCUGGCGAUAGCAUCUUGCUUCGCGGCGGAACAUAUGCGCCCACCAAAAACAUUCAGAUCAAGAAGUCCGGUACUUCGUCUGCUCGCAUCACGCUUGCAGCCUACCAGACCGAGGUACCUAUCGUCGAUGGCGAGGCGCUGACCGGCACGCCGGCUCCUGUUGGUGGCAGCAUCGCGAGCGCUGACCGCGGUGUUCUCCAUAUCGAGGGUGCAUCUUACUGGACCAUCAAGAGCAUCCAAUUCAUCAACGGACCGUACGGAGCCUAUGCAACAGCUUCGAACAACAACAUCUUCCAGCAGCUCGUUACGCGCCAAAACUACGAAACAGGUUUCCAGCUCCAAGGUGCUAGCGCGAACAACCAGAUCCUCUACCUCGAUUCUUACGAGAACCGUGACCCGCGUAAGAAUGGCGAGUCCGCUGACGGUAUCGGUGUCAAAGAAGGAACUGGCGAGGGUAACUUGAUCAAGGGCGCCCGACUCUGGAACAACGUAGACGACGGUCUCGACUUUUGGGAGUUCAAGAGUAAGGUCACUGUCAUCGAUACCAUAUCAUGGGGAAACGGUAUAAAUCGUUGGGGCUUUACAGACUUCCAGGGCGAUGGCAACGGCUUCAAACUCGGUGGUGGAGACGAGGCAGAUAAGAAGGCCGCGAACCAUCAGUUGACAAACUGCAUCGCGUUCAACAACGCGGCGAAGGGAUUCACGGACAACAGCCAGCCCGGCAACUUCGUCUUGCAGCGCAACACGGCCUGGAACAACGGCGAUGUCGGGUUCAAGAGCACAACCGCUGUUACGACGUUCACCAGUAACAUCGCUGCAAGCAACAUCAAGAGCACAACGAACUCUGCACAAGUCAGUCUGAACAGUGCACAGAAGCAGACUGGAAACUCGUGGCAGGGCAGCACAACUUGGAACAACGCUGCGUUCAAAAGUGUCGACAUCACGCUUGUUCAGGGUAAGCGCGAUGCUACUACAGGCAAGAUUGCUGCAAGUGACUUUUUACUUCCGGCUAGCGGAGCAGCGAUUGGUGCGACUACUGUGUGGUCAUGA
Molecule: messenger RNA, 1200 nt
Organism: Ascochyta rabiei
Lineage: Eukaryota; Fungi; Ascomycota; Dothideomycetes; Pleosporales; Didymellaceae
Exons: 1
Coding region: 1-1200 (399 amino acids)
Source: RefSeq, a predicted model, not a curated record